AUGAGGCACCGCGACCUCGGCCCAGAGCAGGAGAAGGAACAGGGGGCGAGGAAUCUUGGUGGAAACUUCCAGAAGUUCAUUAAGACGCUACGGUUUGCCUGCAUCGGUCAAAGUUGGGCUCUCAGACAUGCUCGAGCACCUUUAGAUGCCGUCUUAAUGUUGCCAACUAGAGAUGUACCUGCCCUCCUUCUGCCCUCCAGCACUUUCGUUAUUUUAUCCCCGACGAGCUUAGGUGAUGCGAUGUAUACUAAUUAUGGCGAUGAACCGGAACGAGUUUGCGAACUUGAAUGCCAAGGAUUGAAGGGGCUCCCUGCCAGGCAUGAGUUCGUGGGUCCUGUGAAAAUAAUACUAAUUGAAUCAACGCCUAUGGACUACAGACGUAAAGUAUGCUGGUCUGCAAUGUUCGCACUGGCUCUUCUGUUCAUGGGAGUUGCUAUUUUCACAGUGAUUCUCUACACUAUGGCUUUCAAGCUGCCAUUCUGGAUGAACUUACAUAUUGUCGUUUGUACAAUAGGCUUGCAACUGUUCAAUUCGAUGGGUAUCCUUAUGUACAGUACAUUAUUCGGGGGAGCCCUGUUCCUAAAUCAAAGUAGCAGGAAGUUUCAGCAUUUUCUAUUACAAACUGCCUCUGUUAUUUGUGGCAUCGCUGGCACAAUAAUGGUUCUGACCAGUAUGACAUGUUCCCUCCAUGCGCUGUCAGGAAUAUCCUACUCUGUCUUCCGAAGUCAAGAGCUCUUCGCGUCUCUGGAUACCAACGACUCUGUCAGGAGGUACAGUGAGUGUCAAAGAAGCAGUCAUGCUCGCAAAGAGAGAGGCGGCCCGCGUGAGGGAGCAAUCCUCCUCCUCACGCCCCAGCAGCCUCAACUGGCGACACUACGGGCGUUGGGGAUCGAGGGACGAUCUCCGGCCACCGUAAGCACGGGCCUGCGGUCGGCGAGUAAGGGCAGCUCGCCGCCCGACCAGAACCAGGCCCGAGCGUACGGCGCGCAGGGUUCCGCGCGCGCCUCAAAGAGUCAUUCGACCACCACAGACGGGGCCCUAAAGGGCUGA
Messenger RNA from Spodoptera exigua (beet armyworm), 1050 nucleotides. The record is from the annotation of a GenBank genome assembly. Lineage: Eukaryota; Metazoa; Arthropoda; Insecta; Lepidoptera; Noctuidae.